This is a messenger RNA of Spodoptera exigua (beet armyworm), 1047 nucleotides long. Lineage: Eukaryota; Metazoa; Arthropoda; Insecta; Lepidoptera; Noctuidae. The record is from the annotation of a GenBank genome assembly.
AUGGGCCGGUUUGGUAGUGGUAGUGGUGGUGUUAUAUACAUCGGAGGAAAUAAUGCGUAUAAAAGUUUCUACGUGUUACUACUGAUGGUUGUGUACUGGACACUCGACGUACUACAUCCCAGCGCCCUGGCUAUCAUGCCCAUCGGUAUUUCAUGCGUCAUGAGUGGCGUUGGCAUGAGUUUUAUUAGUGAGAUAUACAUUCGGAACGACCUGUUGGACUGUAUCGGGGUUAUGAUGAUCAUAAUAGCAAUAGAGAACAGUAUGGUUCAUCGCAGGAUUGCUAUCAAAGUGCUGCUUGUCUUCGGAUGCUCACAUUAUAGAUGGGUAUCGUCGAAGUUUAUCAAACUAUCGGAAAAGCAACUCAAAAAUCAAAUAGACAUGAACAAAAGUGACAUGGCAACCAUGAUGGGCAGUCAGACUAAUCAAAUAUUCAAGGUUUACUGUGAAACUAUAUUUCCACUUGGACCGAAGAUAGAGUUUCCUCACUUCAUGUUGCUGAAUCUACCUGGAGUGCUGGUCAUGGAAACACUGCUAUACAUGUGGAUGAACUUCGCUUUCUUGGGAAUGUUUAGCUUAGAAUAUCAGAACUCAAACUAUACGUACGGAGGAGAACUCAAUGUACAAGUCUACACACUUCUAAUAUUGGUAACUCCCCAACCUGGCAGCAGCAAUCUCUUCGAGUCACUCAGGGAUUCCGAGAUGCUAUUGGAAUUUGAGAAGUUCCUCCUGAUCUUCAAGGGCUUGCCGGCAUCAGCUCUGGUCUUCAUCGUCGUACUCUUCUGCAAGAUACUUACUGAGUUCGCGUCCAACUUUUCUGUGGUCUACGCUCUUCUGCCUAGCAUCGCUAAGGUGUCAAUCAGUGGUGAGUCAGCGAACCUUCGUGGCUGGCUCAGCCGACGUAAUACCUACCACGGCCUCGCAAUAAACCGACGUGAAACCACCACAGUGUUUCCAGAGGUUGAAUCCAAGGCCGACAACACCUUUGGAGCUGAGAGCACUUCAAUAUUGCGAGUGUUUAUGGGACGUUACGAUAUUGGGAAAAAAUAA